Molecule: messenger RNA, 1039 nt
Organism: Molossus molossus (Pallas's mastiff bat)
Lineage: Eukaryota; Metazoa; Chordata; Mammalia; Chiroptera; Molossidae
Gene: GPR26
Product: G protein-coupled receptor 26
Exons: 3
Coding region: 29-1039 (336 amino acids)
Biological process (GO): adenylate cyclase-activating G protein-coupled receptor signaling pathway
Cellular component (GO): membrane
Molecular function (GO): G protein-coupled receptor activity
Source: RefSeq, a predicted model, not a curated record
CCCUGAGCGCAGGCGGCAGGCGCGCACCAUGAACUCGUGGGACGCCGGUCUGGCGGGGCUGCUGGUGGGCACGAUGGGCGUCUCGCUGCUGUCCAACGCGCUGGUGCUGCUCUGCCUCCUGCACAGCGCCGACAUCCGCCGCCAGGCGCCCGCGCUCUUCACCCUCAACCUCACGUGCGGCAACCUGCUGUGCACCGUGGUCAACAUGCCGCUCACGCUGGCUGGCGUCGUGGCGCAGCGGCAGCCGGCUGGCGACCGCCUGUGCCGUCUGGUCGCCUUCCUGGACACCUUCCUGGCCACCAACUCCAUGCUCAGCAUGGCCGCGCUCAGCAUUGACCGCUGGGUGGCUGUGGUCUUCCCGCUGAGCUACCGUGCCAAGAUGCGCCUCCGCGAUGCCGCGCUCAUGGUGGCCUACACGUGGCUGCACGCGCUCACCUUCCCUGCCACCGCGCUCGCCCUGUCCUGGCUGGGCUUCCACCAGCUGUACGCGUCCUGCACGCUGUGCAGCCGCCGCCCGGACGAGCGCCUGCGCUUCGCCGUCUUCACCGGCGCCUUCCACGCGCUCAGCUUCCUGCUGUCCUUCGUUGUGCUCUGCUGCUCCUACGUCAAGGUGCUCAAGGUGGCCCGCUUCCACUGCAAGCGCAUUGACGUGAUCACCAUGCAGACCCUCGUCCUCCUCGUGGACAUCCACCCCAGUGUGCGGGAACGCUGUCUGGAGGAGCAGAAGAGGAGGCGCCAGCGAGCCACCAAGAAGGUCAGCACCUUCAUCGGGACCUUCCUCGUGUGCUUCGCGCCCUACGUGGUCACCAGGCUGCUGGAGCUGUCCACGGUGCCCAUCGCCGCCCACUGGGGGGUGCUGUCCAAGUGCUUGGCCUACGGCAAGGCGGCGUCGGACCCCUUCGUGUACUCGCUGCUGCGGCACCAGUACCGCAGGAGCUACAAGGAGAUUCUGAACAGGGUCUUCCACAGACGCUCCCUCCGCUCCUCGGGCCUGGCCGGGGGCUCCCACAGCCGCAACGUCCUGCCCGUCUCGGAGUGA